This is a messenger RNA of Drosophila novamexicana, 874 nucleotides long. RefSeq lists its product as uncharacterized. Lineage: Eukaryota; Metazoa; Arthropoda; Insecta; Diptera; Drosophilidae. The record is from RefSeq and is a predicted model, not a curated record. Bases 246 to 707 code for a protein of 153 amino acids. The transcript has 3 exons.
CUGUGUGUUGUUCCCAUAAUGAUGAUCGCCAUAUUUCAAAGUCUUUGACUCUUUUUAUAUUGUGGACACAAGACAAUGAUCUGGCAGUUGGCUAUCAUAAUUAGAGAAAUAUCCAUCGAGACAGUAAGACAUUGGAAUUUAAAGUUUUUGGAACCCAAAACAUUGUCGAUAUGUGUCAAAAAAUAAUGAAAAAAAAAAGCAAACAGUAUUUUCAGAUUUCAAGUUGUUAAAUUUUUUAGUAAAUAAUGGUGAGUUUCUAUGGUAUAAUUCUGGCAAAGAUCGUCGUCUUGUUCCUUGUGCCUGGUCUCGACAGUCAGUGCUAUGAUUGCGCCAAGGCGUGGAAAACAAAGUGCAAUGCAAGUCAACCCGGAUAUUAUUGCAUGUCGGGCGCCGAAAUAUCAAAGGUCCACUUGACGUCCGAACAAUUCGCGACCAGCACACCAGAUCCCACAAAAUUGUUUUCAGACUGUUCGCCCUAUCCGCUCGAUGUGGAUUAUAUUCAACAAUGGUGCUGCUUUUGGUCUGCUAGUAUAGGCUGCCAGGUUGCCAUGCAUCCGCAGAUAUAUAAGUCUGGACAUCCGUCUAGAUUUUGUGACUUCUGCAAGGCAAAAUGUAUCUGCAGAGGUCUGUCAGUUCUGGGUGUACAGCAGCCCUGGCAUUGGACUUAUCUGGGCUGCAUGACGUUAUUGAUGCAUCGUUUUUUCUGAUAUUUCCCAUAGAGAUAUUGUAAAACAGAAGUACUGUAAUUUUCCUUGUAUGGUAUAUAGCGAUGUGAGUGCACACAGGCUGCAUUGUGUAGAGUAUGUUGCGGGCAAUGCCGGGUAACAGCAGCUUGAAUAUAUGUAUACAGAUGUAUUAAAUGCCAGUUCCAAAG